AUGGAGGGAAAGAGAGGAGAAGCUGGAGAAGAAGAGAGUCGAAGCUUUUUUUUCUCUUGGAUUAAGGAAGGUACGGAUCAAGAGAAUGCUAAGAAGGAAUUUAUCGACAUUUUGAAGGUAUUGGAAGGAGAGUUUGGACAGAAGCCAUUCUUUGGUGGGGAAAAAAUUGGGUUUGUAGAUGUGGCUUUGAUUCCUUUCUAUACCUGGUUUUAUGCUUAUGAGAAAUGUGGAAAUUUUAGCAUUGAAAAAGAAUGUCCAAAGAUUGUGUCUUGGGCUAAGAAGUGCUUGGAAAUGGAGAGUGUUUCUCAGUCACUUUCUGAUUCCCAAAAGGUUUAUGAAUUUGUUCUUGCAUACCAAAAGAAGCUUGGAAUUGCAUAA
This is a messenger RNA of Papaver somniferum (opium poppy), 378 nucleotides long. Its product is annotated as probable glutathione S-transferase parA. Gene Ontology annotation, molecular function: glutathione transferase activity. Gene Ontology annotation, biological process: glutathione metabolic process. The record is from RefSeq and is a predicted model, not a curated record. The coding region runs from base 1 to 378 and encodes 125 amino acids. NCBI's taxonomy places the organism in Eukaryota, Viridiplantae, Streptophyta, Magnoliopsida, Ranunculales, Papaveraceae. The transcript has 2 exons. Gene Ontology annotation, cellular component: cytoplasm.